Molecule: messenger RNA, 2424 nt
Organism: Periconia digitata
Lineage: Eukaryota; Fungi; Ascomycota; Dothideomycetes; Pleosporales; Periconiaceae
Source: the annotation of a GenBank genome assembly
UUGUUGAUGCCACCGGCAUUGGACAGGCUUCUCGCCAGCCCGUCUGCGUUGAGACUCCUUCGCGCCGCCAUCAAUGCCUCAGAGCCACCGACUGCAUACCUGGGCACCGUUCCCACCAGCUGCUGCAGCUGUCGCACACAUUCUCGCCGCGCCUAUCAGAUACCCCGUCGGAAGACUACCCCCUUAGUGAAUUGGACAAGAUUCAGUAAAAACGAGCCCCAGCAAAACGUUAAGCGAAAGCCGUCGCGAAUUCUCGGUCUCGACUCCUCCUCCAGUCACGAUCAGAAACCAGAUAAUGUUAGAGCAUGGGCGGAGCACUUGCAGCUGAAAGCGAGGCUCGAGGGGAAGGACGGAAUACGACAGGUCUGGGCUGCCCGUGAAGGCGUCUUCGAUCUCCCUACCAGCGACACUCCCGAUGCCGAUUACCUUUGGGCCACUUUCUUCAGAGUCCCUGAUCUCGUCCUCCCAACCAUUCUUCAUGCCGCUGAAGUGCGCAGAAAGACCGGCCAGCUCCAUCCUCGUCUCUAUGAGCUAUGCAUGAACUAUUGGUUACAAUGGAAGCGCUACCUGGACCAAGCGAGAGACUAUCACCACCAACUUCUAUUCCACCUACAACUUCGCAAGCUUCCUCUGAAGAGCAUAGCUCGUCAUGGCAGGCAGCACUUCACAUCCGAGAGCUACGCUGCAUUGAUGGAUAUCUACCGAACCAGCAAUGAAAAGGACGUGUAUGAUGAGGUUGUUCCUAUACUCUGCGCACGCGGUAGCGUUAGAACGGCUCAGCAGUGGCAUACCCUGUGUACCCGUCGCGGAGAUCUUCCCUCUCCGCGCGUAGCAGAACAGCGCGCAAUACAGGCACUCAUCGCUGCCGUCUCAGAUGUCAGUGAUCCCGAAGCGCACUUCGUCAGCCUCUACGCUGGCCACCCCAAAAUGAACAGCGAUUUGCUGCAGCGGCUGAAGGGUCGCGAAACAGCGCCUGUUCGUUUUGACGAUUCAGUAUGCUCGAAACUCUUUGCUACGAGAUCGUUCUCAGUGGAGAAUGUCAUCAGUGGCCUCGCCAUGGUCGGUGUCAACGAAAUUGGCCCAUUGGCUGUACGCGCCAUGGCAACUACAGCUGAGUCCAAUACUCUCAUUCUGCAGUCUUUUGAGGCAUUGAAAGCUUCGGGCAUCGCUUUACAAGGCAGCACCUUCUCUGUUGCUCUCGAAAAGUUUGCCUCGGAUGGGCGCUGGCACUUGGUGCACAGUAUGCUACAAAGCGAUCAACACGUCGAUGUCUACGACAACAUGGACCUGCAAAAAGAGCUUCUCGACUUCUAUUUGAAGAAGCAAGAUUGGGCGCAAGUGCACCGCACCCUAGCCAUCAUGAGCCUUUUCCAUGCCGACAUGGGCACCGAGUCGUGGAACUUGCUGCUCCAAGCUCAGGUCUCGCAAUUCGAACCAGACCAGAUCUUGCAUACGUUGCAGAUUAUGCGUGAAAAAGACGUUGUCGUUUAUACCUCAACCUUGGUGGCGUUGAAAUCUUUGCUCCGCCCUCGCCGACCUACUCGAAAGCCAGGCAGAUCUCCGCACGGGAAAUUCGACGACCUACGCUUUGUGACCCGAGUCUUUCUCAUGAUAAGUGACGCCAAAAUAGGAAACAUAAUGCCUGAAAUGUGGCGAGAGCUCAUCAAGCGUUACGGUAUCACCGGCAGGUUGCGCGAGCUUCGACGGCUCCUGAUCAUACUGUUAUCCUCCUACGCCCUGCGGCAAGGGAAGCAUGAAAUACACACUGUCCACCGUCUGCUACCCGGUGGUCUCCAACAGGGCCUCAUCGUCUGGGGCUUUCGUCAAGCCCUCCUUCCGAACGCUCCAUGGGAACAAUCUAUGCUAGCAGCUGCCGCAUCCAAAAAAUGGUACCGUCGCCGCUUCGUCCAAAAAGGUAUCCUGCAUCAUCUAGAUUGGAGCAUCGGUCUCAAAACCGUCGUCGAGUUCAGAGACAUGGGUCUCGUAGUGCAUCCGCACAAUGUAGUCAAGGCGCUCCAGAUCGUCUUCAUCAACCUGUUUGGCCGCGGACACUCCAAGAAGCGCGAGAACGUCAGAAUGUCCCAAGCCAAUCAAAUCUCGUAUCCGACGUAUGUUCGCAAGGUCAAUGAGAUUUGGGGAGAGCCGCUGCUUGUCGAGCCCCGCUUCUACGGCAGAUCCAAAGUCCAUGGUCUGAUGUGGCAUCCGCAGCUUCCGCGCAGCCUCCUCAGAAAAUACAUUCGCGUCGAUGGGCCUUGGAAUACCAGAGCUGGGUAUGGGUAUGGUGGUGGUGGUGGUGAGGCUGGCAAGGAUCUGUGCGCAAGUGCGACGGCGCUUCUCAGACAUCCCUCGCGGCCCGCCAAGACUGACGUCGGUGUGGAAGAACGUCCGGGCGGUGCGUCCACGGCUUCCGCGGGGAAGACAUAA